Molecule: messenger RNA, 477 nt
Organism: Schistocerca cancellata (South American locust)
Lineage: Eukaryota; Metazoa; Arthropoda; Insecta; Orthoptera; Acrididae
Exons: 2
Coding region: 1-477 (158 amino acids)
Biological process (GO): regulation of transcription by RNA polymerase II
Cellular component (GO): transcription regulator complex; nucleus
Source: RefSeq, a predicted model, not a curated record
AUGGAGAUGUUGACUGAAUACGUUCGGUCAAAUCCGAUGCUGUAUGACCCUACAAACCGGGAAUAUCGUAACCAGCAUUCAAGGAAAGAGGCUUGGGACGAAAUAGGGGAAAAACUCGGCAUUACGGGUAAUGAAUAUAAAGACAACUGGAAUAAACUGCGGAAUGCGUACAUCCAGGCUAAACACCGUAGAGCCACAAAAUCAGGCCAGGCAGCAAAGACUUUGAGCAAAUGGAAAUUUGAAGAUGAGAUGGCUUUUUUGAAUCCAACUCUCGUAACAAGGAAAACGCGAGCAAAUGCGGAAGACAGCUCCAAUAAUGAAGAUUAUGAUGGAACACGAGAAGAAACUGGCUUAUGUCCGAUUGAUGAAACAAACUCACAAGUGGCCUCGUCAGAAAGUUCCCAAUCCACCAAGAAACGAUCUACUGAAAAGUGUAGUCCCUACAAUGGCGGAGGCCAUCGACAAUCCCACUGUUAA